AUGGCUCGGGACGCCCCCUCGCGUUUAAACAUCCUUAGCCUCAACUGCUGGGGUCUGAAAUUCAUCUCCAAGUACCGCAACGAACGCCUGUCAGAAAUCGGCAACCAGCUCGCCGACGUCUCCCCGCGCCCCGACAUCGUCGGCUUGCAAGAAUGCUGGACCAGGCAGGACUACUUAGCCAUCCGUGAAAGGACUCAGGACUUCCUUCCAUAUGGCAAAUUUUACCAUAGUGGCAUCUUCGGCGGAGGCCUGGCAAUUCUGUCGAGAUGGCCCAUCGAGGAUAGCAGUAUGGUUCGAUACUCGCUCAAUGGAAGACCGACCGCUUUCUUCAGGGGCGACUGGUUUGUGGGCAAGGGCGUUGCUUGCGCAAGAAUCAGGUUUGGCCCGGCAAAGAAGGAUGUUGCGGAGGUGUUUUGCACGCAUCUACACGCACCGUACGAGAGCGAGCCAAACGAUUCCUACAUAUGUCAUCGCACCGCUCAGGCCUGGGAGAUAACAAAGCUGAUGCGUGGAGCUGCCGAACGUGGUCACUUGGUCAUCGGUCUGGGCGACUUCAACAUGAUUCCUCUGUCGCUUGCGCACCGCCUCAUAGAGACACAUUCACCGGUCAGAGACAUAUGGAGGUUGUUGCACCCGGACUCUUCGGUUGGCGCGGCUAGGGAUGCUGUUGAGAAAAGGCGAGGCAAGCCUAUGCCGAAUGCCGAGUUCAACAUCACGGAGAACGGCGCAACUUGCGACAGUGCACUGAACACUUGGAGGUGGAACGAAGCACACAGGAAGAGACUGGAAAAGGGAGAGCCGAUAGAAAUCGAGCCCACGGUGGAUGAUCCACGAGCGAAAAGAUUGGACUACAUCUUCUUCUCCAGUGGAGAGCAAAGUCCAGUCGCGCCUACUUCUGGCACCGACCCUCUCCAAACGUCCAAGGGAGCAUGGGGUCUCGAGACGGCAAAAGUAGGCAUAACAGGUCGCCACCCUACCCUUCGCUGCUCUCUCAGUGAUCACUUCUCCAUCGAGGCUACCCUAGUGCGCAAUGCCGCCUCAGACGCCGACUCUGCGGUAACCCCCACUUCUGAUGUUGACCCUCUUUCUUCUUCAUUCCUUCCACUGCCCGUUUAUGACGAGAUCCUCGCCAUGAUACACAAGUAUAGAGCGCGCGAGUACCGUCAACGGCGCCUGCGCCUUUCUCAUUUCGGGGGGCAGCUUGCCCUCGCCAUAGCGUGUCUUGUCGGCGUGUGGUGGGCGCCGCACAACUACGUCGCUUUCAUAUUGAUGCUGGUGAGCACGUUAGGCCUUGCAGCUGGCGUGUUGGACGGGCUCAUCGGCGGGCUGUUUAUGAGCAGCGAGCUGCGAUCGCUGCGAGAAUUCGAGUGGGAAAUUACAAACACGCGUGCUGCAGCGGCGGGAAAGCCGCUGGAAAAGCGGGAGGUGAUUGACGGUGUGUGA
Aplosporella prunicola CBS 121167 is the source of this 1443-nucleotide messenger RNA. RefSeq lists its product as uncharacterized. The record is from RefSeq and is a predicted model, not a curated record. Lineage: Eukaryota; Fungi; Ascomycota; Dothideomycetes; Botryosphaeriales; Aplosporellaceae. The transcript is spliced from 2 exons. Gene Ontology annotation, cellular component: cytoplasm. Gene Ontology annotation, molecular function: sphingomyelin phosphodiesterase activity. The coding region runs from base 1 to 1443 and encodes 480 amino acids.